GAGAUUUCAACCCAAGUCAUAAGGUCUUAUUCUGUGUGAUUUUUGACAUUGCAUUCAAGAGAAUAUAAAUUAUACCGAUAUAAUAACUCAAUAGUAUGGCCAGUGAAGACAUUUCAAAACAUUUCACAGGUACGUAUGAGGUGCAGGAACUUCUUGAGGGUCAAGAUGAGUUAGAUUUACACACACAACAGAAAAACUGUCAGAAAAAUCCUGGCCAUGUAGGCUUUGUACCGAUAAAUAAGUUUUCCAUUAGCGAUUUACCUGCUGAUUACCAAGACGACGACUUAUACGAAUUCACAAAAGCUCUGGCUUUCCGGACGGUUAGAAUAGCCGUCAAUUUCACCAGUUUACUUAGACCUGAGUUUGCAACCUACACUAAAGACCCAUAUCCUUGCUACCAAUACAGGGGAGAGAAUAAUUUGUGUACAGGAACUGGGAAUAUGAUUAGUGUGUCAAAAGACAUGGAAUACAUGGGCGGCUACAGAACUUGUCCAUGUCCGAAAUGUGAAAGCUCUGACAAUCCCAGCAAAGUAUGGUGGAAAAUUCUAGUGGCAACAUCCAAACAUGUGAUUUUUGAUGACAGUGAGGCGAAACAGUCCAGCUGUAGGUUAUGGUUUGAUGACAAUAAUAGCCCAGUGUUUAAAAUUUACGGGUGGAAGACAGAUGGGCUAUCGAGUGAUUUGUCUGAUUCGAGUAAUGUCUACUUUGUAACACAUGAGAUAGAAAUAUUUAAUAAAUUAAAGGAAAUGGAGCUAACAUAUAAUCUUCUUUUGCUUAAAUUACAUCAGACCUACCAGACUAGAGAUGUAAACAAGAUGACCAUUAUAGUGUCCCAUCCCCAUGGCUGUUCAAAGCAGGUUUCUGUUGGUAACUGGGUACACAGACAGGCUGCUUGUAUUGGGUUUGGUGAAUUGGAUAAUUUAGGCAAAUACGCGUACACAAAUGCAACAUGCCCAGGUAGCAGUGGGGCUAUGAUCUAUAGAUUGGGAAAUUUGAUGAAUUUAUAUCGCCAUAGCGGAGGUUCCACCAGUGGUUUAAAUUUCAGUGGUCUAUUUAUGGGAUAAAGCAUAUUUUGUUUCUGA
Molecule: messenger RNA, 1082 nt
Organism: Physella acuta
Lineage: Eukaryota; Metazoa; Mollusca; Gastropoda; Physidae
Source: RefSeq, a predicted model, not a curated record